CACAGACAGACAAAUAGAGACAGAGAAGAGAAGAUACAAAUAGAUAAGAUGCAGCAAAUGCACUUCCUGCGAAUUGAGCAGUUGCUGCCGGAGGUUCAGGCAAGCAGGAUCGGUUUGAAGAUAGACAACUGGAUCACUUCUGGACAUUUGUUCAACUGCAAUUGCAGCGGAAGAUACAUCGGUGGACAUCGAGGGACGUGCAACAUGACUACGGGAACGAAGAAACUCGUCAAACUGGCGCCAUUCAAGCUCCGUUUCUCAAAGAUGCUGAAGUCGCGGAGUUCCGGCGAUAGUCGCAGCAAUAGUAUGGAAUCCGAGGAACAGCAACGGCAAAUCAAUCAGUCGUUGCCUUCAGGUACGGAUGUGUUUACGGAUGAACUUGAGGCGGAAACGGACAAGAAUUGUUUGUCGAUUAAAAACGAGCAGACGAUUCCCAGCUCGCCUCCGCCCUCGUACGAGCACGUUCUUGAAGAGACACGAAUGGAGUCAUCAGCUAUCGCACUGCGAGAGGCGAAGGAUGGGGAUAAGGAGAAGCAGGUUUCUAGUAACGAAAAGAGCACAGAAGAUGCUGAGAACAUUGUUGGGGGUGACGAUGGUAGCGGCGGUCCCGGAGGUGGGGACAGGAAAGCAGCCAAGGGGCCGAAAAUACUUCACAAAUCCAGCAAAGAGUUCUACAAAGCGAUGGCCAAACAGUGGGGUAUAACUUGCAAAAUGAGCGAUCAUUGCAGAUGUUUGGAUUGCCAGAGUCAUUAUUUCGAUUGCGAUUACGAGAAGGACGAGCAAGAAAAGGGCGACGGUGGUCUCAGUGCCGGUACACCGAUGUUCAUUUCCGAGGUGAUGCAUGGUACUGCCUGCGCUCUCUUGUAAAUCGUCGCUUCUUCCGGUUCCUGUUAAUGGGCAAGACGUCUACCUGAUUAUUACACGCACAAAACAGAAAAAUGGCGCCUAAAGAGCGAGCGAGCCUAAAGUGAGCUUCGACGACAGCAUCGCGUUACGCAAUUUAUAUUCUAUGUGCAAUGUCGAAGAGAUAUCUGAGCGUAUUUCAAUGUAGAAAAGGAGUCAUUCGCGCGUACAACGGAAUGAACAGACUUCGUAUGCUUUCAGCGUACGAAUGUGAGAUAAAUUAUUUUGGGAAUGAAAUGUUAAAGUUGGAUACGCGAAACAGUUGAAGGCAGCCAAUUGUACUAUUCUUCUAUCAAAGAAAUCAAGAAGUAAUUUCUUGAUUUCUUUAUACAAAAGCUGUCCACUUAUCGAACUUGGAGCAGAGUACGACAUACAUUUGAACAGUGCAACAGUUUUGAACAAUUUAUAUUCAAGAAAACAGGUUUUAGCAUUUUUUUUGCGCUUGCCUUUCAAAAGUAACGUAUUUGUUAAAAAUAUAAAGAAUAUAUAUUCUAUUGCUGUAUCGCAUAUUUAGAUUGUUUAAAUACUCUGCUGUUUAAAUGUGUCUCCUUCUCUCUCGUAGACUUAUUUUCCCAGUACUCGGUGUAACGUGUGUAACUGUGUCGUACGACGUUGCGGAAAUCCGCGUCAGCUGGCGUGACUUCUUGCAAAGUCAUUUUCAAUAUUUACGGCAUUUUGAACGCGAGUCGUUUAUCGUUGUCGUGAUUGGUGCUUAAAAACUAACUAAUUGUAGAAAGAAUCCGCCGAUCAUCGGUGCGCAUUUUAUUACAGUCAAUUGCGUCGCGCUCGUUCCAGUUGAACUUUUACAACAGAAUGACAGGGCUAUCGUGUAAACAUACAAGAGUAAAAAAAUAUAUACUUUAAAGUUUGUGUGCGUAGAAAGGCGACGUCAUUUCAGCAUUGACGUGCAAGCACACUUCAUAUAUCCUUCUAUCAAAACUUGAACUAUGAAGAUCUUAUGUUGAUCAAGCCGGAUCAAGCCCGAAAUAUUAGGUUGGUGCAAAAAGUUUUAUCAAGAUCAAAGACAGAAUUGCAGGAUUUUAAAUAAACUUUUAUGAACUAAAAUAGUCGCCAUUGACUUCAAGACAUUUUUUUUAUUAGGAAACAAGUUUUUAUACACUCGAUUUAAAAAACUUCGAACUCUCAGAAUGGAAAUUAAUAACUUUAUUUGAAAUAAAUAUUCACGGAGACGCGACAAACCUUUUUACACCUGAUACUUGUACGUCUAUAUUUUUCAAAAACCCAAUAGUCUCCUGAUCGUAUCAGUGGUAUCGCUGUGACAACGUAAAUACGUUGCACGAAUUAUUUUAUGUGGUAUUAUAGGUAUAUCUGUAUCGAAAGUUAUGGAAAGUUGAAGCAUACAACUUAUGUAACGAUCGGCCUAUUCCGAUACCAUUUUUCAACGUGAAGUUAUUUGUCCAAGAGCUGGACGUUUCGAGUCUACUUUUUAGACUUUGUAAUUUCAUUAAAACUUUUUGUAUUGAAUCUACUGGCGUACAUAUCAGUUAGUUACGAGGACUCAUUGUUAAGAAUGCGAGUGAUCAGGAGGCCAAUAAGCGUGAACUACAAAAAUUGGUCGAAAGUUGUAGAUCCUGCCCAGAGUUCUGUACUUUACGUGAACACACGGAAAGUUGAUCAUCAAAAAGUCCAUCAUCACAAAACGUUUUUGUCGUGAUUCGCGUGUUUUAAAAGAAAAUAAAACACAUUGCUUUGUUGUAAUAUUUGUGCAAGAAGAAAUCCAAUUCUUCAUAAAAAGAAUUUGAAAGGAACGAGUGUUGAACGAGUGUUGAAGAACGCAAAGAUCUCUCUUACUUCUUACCAAGAAUAUUAGUUAAAUAAUUUUAGCGAUUUUUCAAGUAGUGAUUUUCUGUGAAAUAAGAGAUGAUCAAAACUCAUUAAACGCAUGAAAGUAAUCUAGAUUGUCGAGCCCGCAAACGAGGCGACGUUAAUGCGAAUCCUUGAAGAGCGAAACAGUGUUCGAAAAAUAUUCUAGCGAAAUACAUAAUACAAUACCUGCCUAUAUUUGUUUUUAUAAAAAUAAUUUUGUCUUGCAUUUUGCAGAGAAAGAGAAACAAUUAUACACAGUUUGGCUAUACGAUAUUAUACUUUCUUUUCAGGAUAUUCCUGAAAUGUAUCUAUUUUGUUGGCCAAUAAUUUUCUUAUAUACGUGCAAACGUUUAAAAUUAAUUAAAGCAAAGUCUUCUGAGAAAAUCUCAUUCUUUUAAAGCAGUUUGAACUCCUUUAAGAGAACAAAACACUUUUAUGUUAUUAAUUCAUCUACCAGUAACAAUGUAUAGAGUGUGACUAUUUAUUCUUUACACUUAAGAACAAAAAAAAAUUAGUUGUAAAGAAAUUGUAAAGUUGAGAUACCUAAAAGAUUCUGCGAAAGUAUUUAAAGAUUAAUGACAUAUUCUUCUCUUCGUAUAUUCGUAUCUUUUUCUUUGACGCUGAAAGAAAAUCAUACAUCUCAACUAUUCGUUACACUUCCAUGAGAAUUAAAUCGUCUUAUGAAGUGAAUUUGGACAUAAAUAAUUUUUUAACGCGGAUAAAAAUAAUUUUUCAAUGAGCUCAUAAAAUCCAUUUUGAAACGUAAGUGUUAAACGUUCAUAUUGCACAAUGUUUAUUUGCUCAUUUAUAUUUGUGUGUGCUUAUGCGUGCGUACGAUACAGAGACAGAGAGUUGAAA
Linepithema humile (Argentine ant) is the source of this 3588-nucleotide messenger RNA. RefSeq lists its product as uncharacterized. NCBI's taxonomy places the organism in Eukaryota, Metazoa, Arthropoda, Insecta, Hymenoptera, Formicidae. The record is from RefSeq and is a predicted model, not a curated record.